UUUAGAAAACAAGAAGGGAGAGAACCAAACAUCAAAUUUCCGGUUUCACUGAUUUCUCUAUCUAUAUAUUUAUUUUUGGGUCCCAAAUUCUGAGGAGGUGUUCUUUUUAGCACCUCUUCGGAUUUUUCCCCUUACCUUAUUUCUCUCUCCAAAGUUUCGCUCCCUUUCUCUCAUGGCGUCCGAUGCUUUCACUGAUAGGGAUGCUGUUUUCAAAAAGCUGAAAUCAAAGUCUGAUAACAAGAUUUGUUUCGACUGUAACUCAAAGAACACGAGUUGGGCAUCGGUUACUUAUGGCAUAUUCCUCUGCAUUGAUUGCUCCGCUGCUCAUCGGAAUCUAGGUGUUCAUAUCAGCUUCGUUAGGUCAACAAAUUUAGACUCAUGGACUUCUGAGCAGUUGAAAAUGAUGAGUUUUGGAGGAAACAAUCGCGCACAUGUUUUUUUUAAGCAGCAUGGGUGGACUGACGGUGGCAAAAUUGAGGCUAAGUAUACAUCAAGAGCUGCUGAUUUAUACAGGCAGCUACUUUCAAAAGAAGUUGCUAAAAGUAUGGCAGAUGAGGCAGGCUUACCUUCAUCGCCUGUUGCUUCUCAAUCAGGACAAGCAUCUAAUGGACUUUCCAACAUUAAGAUUAGUGAAGCUCCAAAAGAAAACUCCUUAGGAAAGCAGGAGCCACCUGAGGUUUCUGUCUCACCAAAAGUUUCUCAUACAGUUGUUAGUACUGUGAAGAAGCCUCUUGGUGCCAGAAAAACUGGGAAGACUGGGGGUCUUGGUGCUCGAAAACUUACUACAAAGCCAAAUGAAAAUCUUUACGAUCAGAAGCCAGAAGAGCCUGUUGCUCCUGUUUCCACUUCAAGUAACACCACCCCUACUGCAGGAUCAUCUUUUGCGUCUCGGUUUGAGUAUGUAGAAAGUGUUCCAUCUGCUGAGACAAAUUCUAGUGGUGCCCAUGUCAUUAGUCAUGUUCUUCCACCAAAAGCAUCAAGCUUUUUUGCAGAUUUUGGUAUGGAUAGUGGCUUUUCCAAGAAAGCUAGUUCAAACUCUUCGAAAGUGCAAGUUCAGGAAACUGAUGAAGCAAGAAAGAAGUUUUCAAAUGCAAAAUCAAUUUCAUCUGCCCAAUUUUUUGGAGAUCAGGCCAAAGCUGAUGCUGAUAGUCAAGUCUCCUUGCAGAAGUUUUCAGGAUCAUCUGCCAUAUCUAGUGCUGAUCUUUUUGGUAACGGCUCAGAUAAUUCUGCACUUGAUAUUACUACAAGUGAUCUCAUCAAUCGUAUAUCUUUCCAGGCGCAACAGGAUAUAUCAUCUCUUAAAAACAUUGCUGGUGAGACUGGGAAGAAGCUUAGCUCCUUGGCAUCCACUUUAAUUACAGAUUUUCAGGACAGAAUCCUGUGAUUUUAGUAUGGUUUUUGUGCAUUUGUUACGGUACCAGCCACUUUUAUAUUAGUGAAUGUAAAGAAGACUUGUCAUUACAAAAAGAAGAAAAAAAAAUUCUUUCAAAAAAGACACCAAAAUAAUUUACUGUUGGUAUUAUCAACACCGUGCUUUGAGAAUGUUUUGUAGAAGAGCUAUUGUGUAUGUGUUAAAGAUUGAUGUCUUUUAGUUUUCAUCUUUUACUUUAGCAAAGUUGAUCAGUUUGUAAGCCAACUUAAGUCUUACUGCUCUGUUUCCAGAGAGUAGAAAAACUUUCAUCUUAUCUUUGACUUCCAAUCCUGGGGCAAACAUGGCAAUAAAUCUUUGCACUGUGCUUGUUUUGGGCCGGAAAAUAUUCUAUUAUAAAUUACAUUAAAAAAAAUAUCCUUUA
Humulus lupulus (European hop) is the source of this 1793-nucleotide messenger RNA. Its product is annotated as probable ADP-ribosylation factor GTPase-activating protein AGD8. NCBI's taxonomy places the organism in Eukaryota, Viridiplantae, Streptophyta, Magnoliopsida, Rosales, Cannabaceae. Gene Ontology annotation, biological process: COPI coating of Golgi vesicle. Gene Ontology annotation, molecular function: GTPase activator activity. The transcript has 7 exons. The record is from RefSeq and is a predicted model, not a curated record. The coding region runs from base 173 to 1384 and encodes 403 amino acids.